Molecule: messenger RNA, 1997 nt
Organism: Panicum hallii
Lineage: Eukaryota; Viridiplantae; Streptophyta; Magnoliopsida; Poales; Poaceae
Product: protein ENDOSPERM DEFECTIVE 1-like
Exons: 6
Coding region: 78-1574 (498 amino acids)
Biological process (GO): centrosome cycle; spindle assembly
Cellular component (GO): centrosome; cytoplasm; nuclear microtubule
Molecular function (GO): microtubule binding
Source: RefSeq, a predicted model, not a curated record
GGCUGCGUCCUUGGCUAAUCGGCUACGCUUCGGUCAUCAUUCCUCCGCCCGAACGCCACUAACGUCUCCGUCAAUCAAUGGCCGCCGCCUCGGCCUCAACCGCGCCGCCGCCGGGCGAGACGCCUGCCCCGGCCUCGUUCGCCCCCGGUCCGCCGCCACCGCCGCGUCCGGACCCGCUCCCGCCCGCGGCGCGCCCCCGCCCGCGCUGCCGCGUCCGCGAGGUGAGCUCGCGCUACCUCUCCGCGCCGCUCCCCGCCCAGGCCCGUCGCCUCUCCACCUCGUCAACCCACUCCGCGUCCGUGCCGCCGCCCGCGCGCGGCGCGCAGCACCACCACCGCGACGCACACGCACCCGCCCCCGCCCCCUUCGUCUUCGGCCUCUUCGACGAGAACCGCCUGCCGCCCACGCCGGGCUCGCGCAAGCGCGGCGCGGCCCCGGGCCUGUUUGACGCAAUGCACCGCCCGCGCCCGGGCCCGGAGGGCCUGAACCCGCCCGCUCGUCUCGCGGCUGGUGCCUCCCGCGCCACCGCCACUCCCAGCCCGAGGAGGAUCCUCCGCCCGUCCAAAACCUCUGCUAACGUGGCCGCGGCGACGCUCCAGGACCGCAGGGGCUGCACGCGGCCGUCGACUCCAGCGCGCGCCAGCUUCAGCUUCUGCGGCGCCUCGCCUGAGCCCUCGCACGUACCGGCGGUGGCCAUCGACUUCUGCGCACCAGCGUCCUGCCCUCGCCGCGCCCCGUGCUCUGAGGUUGGGUCAUCACUGCAAAUGACAGAGGGGUCCCGGCGGCCACAAAACCCAUUCUGCUUCGGCGCACUCGAUGCGGCGCUGUCAGAAUGCAAACCAACACUUCCAAAAGCUCCGGUGAAGCCGCCGCAGCCACCACCUGCACGUAAGGCAGUGGUCAAGAAGGGCGCAGUGAUCGGAGGCAACAAGGGUGUGGGGAAGCAGGAGGAUGUGCACCAACUGCGGAUUCUGGAAAAUAGCUGCAUGCAGUACAGGUUCUUGAAUGCCCGAGCGGAGGCGGUGGCGAUGGCCAAGAAUGCAGCAGCUGAGACAUCACUCUAUGGGCUCUCGGUGAGGAUGGCUGGUCUGCAGGAAUCUGUUGCAGAAAAGAAGGCGGAAUUGGAGUUCCUCAAGAUGGUGGAGAGGGUGCAUUCUGUUGUUGGUGCUCAGGUGCCUAUCUUGGAACAGUGGAGUGAACUUGAGACAGAACAUUAUAGUUGCCUUGGAAGAGGAACAGCAGCCCUCUGUGCUGCUUCAUCAUGUGUACCCACCAUAGGGAACAUUAGGACCAGUAUUGGAGGAAUCAAUGAAACUCUUCAAUCUGCAACAAAAAUUUUGGAAGAACUGCCUCAUUCUGUUGAAAAACUGUCUGGAAAGGCUCAAGAAGUUGAGGAUGUGGCCUGCCUUGCAGAAGUGGUGGGAAGCGAACAAAUGUUGCUCGAAGAGUGUGCUGACCUCUUACAUCAAGCACUCAAUAUCCAGGUGACGGAAGACAGCCUGAGGAUCCAACUCUUACACCUGAGAAGUCAAGCCAAAGAAAAACAUGAAGGCCAUAAGCCGAUAAUCUUGUAGGUUGGUUAGUGGAGCAAAUUUUGGCCGCUGAUUUUUUAUUUUGAAAGAUAAUUUUGACCGCUGUUAAUGUCGAACAGCUAUACCAGAUUGUGUUAGCAGACUAUAUGUUGUUAACACAAUCCUGUAUAGCUGUUCUGGGCAAUCUUAGUACAUAACGAACAAAAUUGUUCGUUGAUUGUAGUUAUAUAGCCAAGUUUAGAUGAUAUAUCGUCCGAUCAAGAAAUACGGAUUCGAUUGUAGUACAGCUUUUGUCCUAGCAACAUAUAUAGUCUGCUAUAUAUAGAAGUAGAAGUAUAAAGAGCUCAGAGAUGUUUGUGUUAGAAUCCAAAACAUCCUCUCACGCCGCACUCUUUGAAGCGUAUGUAUGAAUCAUUUGUAAAGAUCUUCAAGUACAAAAUUGGACAGCACAUGGAUGCUCGAGCA